Molecule: messenger RNA, 1641 nt
Organism: Ipomoea nil (Japanese morning glory)
Lineage: Eukaryota; Viridiplantae; Streptophyta; Magnoliopsida; Solanales; Convolvulaceae
Product: protein FAR1-RELATED SEQUENCE 5-like
Exons: 2
Coding region: 1-1641 (546 amino acids)
Biological process (GO): regulation of DNA-templated transcription
Source: RefSeq, a predicted model, not a curated record
AUGGUGGUCAAACCCAACGGCCGUGCACUUCGGUUAUACCCUGAGUGCCACACAAGUCCAAAACAUAUUGAACUAACAAAUUUGCACCCCUUGACAGGUGAAGACGGUUUAACAGGGAAACCAACUGGGUGUUUGAUGAACAUCUCCCCCGGAUCAACGAAGUACUGGACCCCACAGUGUGAAGUGGCCAAAACGCCUUUUGAGGGACAAGUGUUCACUACUUUGGAGGGAGGAAUUGAGUUCUACAAAGCUUAUGCCACUACUACUGGGUUUGAUGUGCGGCGCGCUUCCGAAAAAACGGAUCGGCAAGGGCAAAUCACGUGGAAGUAUGUGUUGUGUUCACGUUCUGGCUUCAAACUCCCUACCGGCCAAGGGGAUGGGGUAGGGGUGCUAUCAGCCGAAGACAAUGCCCCAACUAAAAGGCGCCGUGUCACGAAUAGGGUGGGGUGCAACGCUAAAAUAAUAUUCAAGAGAGCAAAGGACGGUAAUGGUUAUGAGGUAGCGGCAAUUGAGAAGCGCCACACCCACUUGUUGUGCACUGCAGUUUCUAGGCCCUUCAUGAAGGCAAACCGGAACCUAGACCUUGGGCACCAAAACUUCAUCAUCAAUUGUGCCAAGGCAAAUAUCGGGUACACCAAAUCAUUUACACUAUAUGAAGAGAUGGUUGGAGGGUUUGAGAAUGUUGGAGCUACAGUAACAGAUUUCGGGAAUUACAAAAGAGAUAUAAUGGCGUACAUAGAAGGCGCAGAUGCCCAAUUAGUGAUUGACAAGUUCAUGGCAAAGAAAGAAGUGUCCACCGACUUCUAUUUUGCCCACGAUGUUGAUGAGCUUGACCAACUAUGUCGAAUAUUUUGGGCAGACCCACAAGCUCGACACAAUUUCAAACAAUUCGGCGAUGUUAUGUCCUUCGACGCCACAUACAGUACAAACAGGUACAAGCUGGUGUUCGUGCCAUUCACCGGGGUGGAUCACCACAAGAAGAGUGUGACAUUCGCAGCCGGAUUAAUUGCCAAAGAAGAUGUGGACUCCUACACCUGGCUGCUCGAACACUUCAAAACGGCAAUGGGUAAAGUACCCACGUGCACAGUUACCAACCAAGAUCCAGCGAUGAGAGUGGCAAUAUCGCGUGUUUUUUAUACAACAUGCCACAGAUACUGCAUGUGGCACAUCAUGACAAAGGUUUGCGAAAAGGUAGGGCCCACAUUAGCAAGGAAUGAAGAUUUCUUAAGAAGCCUAAACAGUGUGGUUUGGAAUGAGACGCAAACAAUUAGUGAGUUUGAAGCAGCAUGGCAAACAGUAAUGGAAAAACAUGAACUGGUUGACCACAGAUGGUUUACCCACUUGUUUGAGAUGCGUGAAUAUUGGAUACCAGCAUUCUUUAACGACAUGUUCAUGGAUGGCUUAAUGAAAACAACCUCAAGGUCGGAGUCAGAGAACAACGUCUUCAACAGCUGCACUUCCCCACAUCUAAGUUUAACGGACUUCUUCAUAAAGUUUGAGAAAGCAAUAGACAAACAACGCCACACCCAAACAAGGCUAAACGCAGAUUGUGAGGACAAAUUCCCAGAGUUGAAGACAACUUUAUUGCUAGAGCGUCAAGCUGCUACAACAUAUACAAUCGCUGCUACAAGAGAUACUUGA